CUAUACUGUGGUGAAUAGCGCUUAACGGAGACUCAACCCAUGGUCGUUAGGUUAAGCACAGAAUGCCAUUACAAGAACCAUUGGCCAGUUUUCGCACAUCGAUCGCGGUAUUUCUUAGCCGCUUGCCAAACGGCCGCACCAUUCCACAUCAGCCCUCUCUCACACACACGCUUGCACACCCUCGCACUUACACACACACACACACAGACGCAGUGGCACGAAACGAAAACAAUUAUUUUGCAUCGCAGGCGAUAAGUUAAAAGUGAAUUAGACCGCAUUGAAACCAUGUCAGCGGCUGGUAGAUCGGACGACGAUCCCGGCCAGAAUCCGGCCGUAGAUCAAGAACCUGAUGCGGACCAAUCGACGACAGCGGUGGCCGAAAUCGCGGCUUCCAGUAUUCGAUCGGGCCUGGCCGAGCUGGAGCUGCGAUCCUCGCAAGUGCUGCAGCGUUUAGAGAACGUCAAGGUGUCGUCCACCCCGGAGAAUCUAAGUCCUAACGAAAAUCAGGAGGAGGAUGAGCGCGUUGUUGGCGAAGCCCUUCUGCCAGCGGAGCACCGGGUGCCCUCCGACAUCCUCAAGUCUCUGGAGCAACUGGUUUCGUACACGGACAGCGACGACGAUCCAGAGUUCCCGCUGCCCGCUCUAGAUGAUGUCUCUCAUUUGGCCCUCAUCUCGCACAGCAUUGUGGCCUACUUAUCGCAUCUGGACCGCCAGCAACUGCUCCGGGUAACGAAUAGCAUUUCCGGCGACGCCACCCGAUGGCUGGGAACAUUGUUUCAUUUCUCCCAUCCGGCGAGCAGCUUUCAUGCGGAUAACGCAGACGCAGUAUUGCGUACGGUUCGCCUGGCCAUCGUGGCUAGGUGUCCGGGGUAUUUGGAAGGCGGCAUUCCUGCCCUGGCCCAGCCAACAUUUUAUAUUUCGGAGAAUACAACGCCGGUGAGGCUACAGUACGCCUGCCGGCAAUUGGGUAUCCCUCUGGAGGCCAUUAAGAUCAUACCCGAGCACAGUCAAUACGGAACUAUGGAUGUAACGCUGCUGCAAAAGCAAAUCCAACUGGAUGUCGGCAAUAACAGGACGCCGUUGCUUGUGGUCGCCGAUAUUGGAGCCUCGCUGUGCGGUUAUGUAGACAAUCUGCUACGGUUGCGGGACGUAUGCAAGGCGCAUAAUAUGUGGUUGCAUGCCAGUGGUCAUGGGCUGGCUGCCUUGGUCUGCGCCCAAAAGCAGGGACAUGUGGAAGAGGUGCUCCACUCUAUGGCCCUUAAUUUGGGUAGUUGGCUGGGUGUGCCCAGUCUGCCAAUAGUUCUGCUGCACCGUCCUCUACAGAACAGCGCUCUGAGUGCCUUCGAAUCCGAUCCCAUACUGUCACGUCGCCUCAACGCCUUGUCUUUGUGGACCAGUCUACAGGCUUUGGGCCGGAAGGCAAUUGCAGAGCGCCUGCAUGUGGCCUUCCAGACGUGCAGCAUUCUCUUUGAAAUUGCCUCCAAGUGCGAGGGCAUCCGGGUGUUGAGCCAUACGCCUGGAGCGCAGACCGGAGCCUCUUUGUCGGAUAUCAUCCAGAGCCCGUUUGAUGUCCAGGCACUGUUUGAUGCAGCCGCCCCCGUUGUCGCCUAUCAGUUUGAUGGCAGCACCACCAUUCCAUUAGGGGGCAGUGGUUCGUCUGCCGCCGCUGUUGCUGAGCGAGAAACGGCCGAAGGCCUCAAACCGCUUGAGAAGGUCAAUAAUGCUUCCUACUUCGACCGCCUUAACUCCUGGCUAGGUCAGAUCUUACAACGCGACUGUCCCAAUUUUGACUUCGAGGUGAUUGAACAUCCGACACACGGCAGUUGCAUACGCUACUGUCCGCUCGAAUUGGGAUUAGGUGAGCAGCCGCCGACCUCCGAGAACUUGGAAAGCUUUGCCCAGAGUUUGGAGGCGCAUGUGGACAUUCUGCGAGCGACGAUAAAGCACAAGGCACGAUUCAUCCAUCUGGUGGAGCGUAGUGAAGUGCUGCGUCUCGUCCCGUUGCCCGAAUGGGCGGGCAUGGGUGGCGUGCGUUUUGUGCCCGAGGGCUGGGAGUCCCUGCUAACAGACCAAGCCAAAACGGAGCUAAACAAGCUGAACAUUGAUCUUGUUGAGGCCCUUAAGUCCACAGACAAUGCUUUCUCCCUGGGCGAAGGCACCGAUGGUCUAAUUUGUGUGCGUUUCGGGAUGGUCACUCACGAAACGGAGGUUGAGGAGCUUCUGGACCUAGUAGUUACGGUGGGCAAGAGCGUGCAGGAGAACUCCCGGGUAUUGGACACCAUGUCAGAGAUUGUCAAAAAGGGCAUUGAGGCUGUCACCGCGGAUCUGCAGCGGGAGUCGGAGGAAAAGCUCUGGCAGGAGGGCAUACUGCGACACGUGCCCGUGGUGGGACGCGUUUUUAACUGGUGGUCGCCGCCGGCCAAGGAGUCGGGUAUUAAGGGGCGGAGCCUUAAUCUCACCCAAGGCGUGGUUGAAAGCACAGAGAACAUUUACAAGUACCACAUGCAGAUGACCGGAGCUACUGCUCAUCAGUUGCCAGCGAAUCGGUCGCCACCCACACCCAUGGUGCAGACGCCAGUAGGCGCACCCACGUCGCCACCAGUCUUUCCGACGGUGGAGCCGGUACCCGGAACCGUAUCCACUUCGGGAUCGGGUGAAGACACGCCCGUGCAGCCGGCCGAUGGUUCAGUAUCAGGCCCAGGAGGAUCGGGGGCGACACCGUCAACUGCGCCCACACAGAAUCAUGUGGAUCAUGCCCGCACUGUCAGUCAGGGCAGUGCGUCCUCCUCCAACGUUCCCGAGCUUGUGGCCGCCAACAGUGCAAUUAACAAUAAUUAACAAAGUAUAUUAAUUCAAAAUACCUACGAUGCAGAAGGAAGGAUGCAGAAGGAAGAAAAUAACAUUUAGAUCAAGGCAGAGCCAGCAAAAUGGAUUUCAAAGUGGGAGAGGCCUUAGAAGCAGCAAUAUCAAACAAGGCUUAAACAAAAACACGUAGACAAAAACAGAACAGAAUACCACGUACAUAUUUAAGGCUUAUUUUCAAAUUCCCCUACUUAAAAAAAGAAACGAAAACAAUUCCAAAGAUGAUUUUUGCCCGAAAUGAUGAAAACACAAAACCCAAUUUAAUUGCUUUAUGUUUAUAUAUAUAUAUAUAUGUAUAUAUAUAAAUAUAUAUAUAUAUAUAUUGCUAUUCCUAUGAUCUUUUAUAUAUCUCUAUUAUAUAUAUUAUAUUAUUUUAUCUUAUAUUUUAUUUCCAUCAUUGUUGUUGUUUAUGAUCAGAAGAAAAGUCGCGGAACUCUGUCCUCUUUUCGCUUUUAUUUUUUUGUAAUAUUAUACUUCUUAUCUCUAUUUGUAAUUAUUAUUCAGAUGCAAGUACCUUUGAGAGAUAAUAUAUAGACAAUUGUUCAAAUUUCAAUUGUGCGCAGCAAUAAAUGGCUCUAUUCUUAUUAUUUAAGACAGCAAACUAAAGAAAUUAAAAGAAAAACAAAAAAACCAGAAAGUAUAUAAUUAAAUGACGAAAAAAUAUUUAUUAUACAAAUUGCUGCUAUAGGAAAAAACGAAAUCUGCACAAAAUAUGAUAAACGAAAAGAAAACAUACAAAAUAAAAUGUGAAAUAAUUUAGAAAAAGAAAGAGAGAGAGAGAGAUCAUGUGUUUUUAUAAGUGGACAAACCACUAAUUUUUUGGCGAUUUGAAUCAAACCUACCUUGAGUACUUUUAUUUCAUUGGCUCCCAUUAAAAAACAACUUUUCUCCAUCUAACUAAUGCAAUUAAAUUUUAUAUUUUUAUUUAA
Molecule: messenger RNA, 3791 nt
Organism: Drosophila eugracilis
Lineage: Eukaryota; Metazoa; Arthropoda; Insecta; Diptera; Drosophilidae
Product: pyridoxal-dependent decarboxylase domain-containing protein 1
Exons: 7
Coding region: 286-2838 (850 amino acids)
Biological process (GO): carboxylic acid metabolic process
Cellular component (GO): intracellular membrane-bounded organelle
Molecular function (GO): pyridoxal phosphate binding; carbon-carbon lyase activity
Source: RefSeq, a predicted model, not a curated record